UUUUCUUUAGGAAAAAUGUUAAAGAAUUGUUUUUUACCUAUACAAUAUAACAAUUUAACUAGCAAAACUUGUGGCGAAAUUAUUUGUCAAAGUGAAACUGUCUUCAGCAUAGUGUGUAAAUUUUGUGACUUAAGAAUUUUCGAAUAUGAAGAAUUUCUACAACAUUUUCGCAAUAACCACUGGACAGAGCAGUUAAAUGUAAAGAAUGAUGGAGACAAUGAAGAAUGUAAUGAAAAAUCUUUAGAUCCGAACGAAAUAGAAAAUGAAAAACUCGUAAAGAGAGAUGUAUUUUUGGAAACGAAAAUUUUAUAUGAUGUAGAAGAAACUGAAGAGGAUUUGGAGACAAAUGAUGACGAUGAAUGGCAGCCGGAAAUGGAAGAGGAACAAAAUGAGGAUUCUAAUGAUAUGACGGAAACAAAGGCAAUAUUAAAAAAGCCUGUGAAGGACAACAAAAAAAGAGAACGUCCCUUUAAAUGUGAGAUGUGUACGCGAACAUUUAGCAACAAGUCCAACUAUGAAGCACAUAAACUUAAGCAUAAAACUGUACAAUACAAUUGCGAGAAAUGCAGUAAAACUUUUGUAACAGAACAUGAACUUGGUCUUCAUCAACGUUCUCAUAAUGGUUACAGUUGUUCAAUUUGUAAUAUGUCUUUUAUGAAAUACGAAUCAUUGCGUACACACAAAGAGUCUCAUAUAGAAACCAAAAAUUUCAUGUGCACUUAUAAAGAUUGCAAUAAAGCGUUUGCCACCAAACGUCGUCUAGGCUCCCACAUGCGCUUACACAUACGAGAACCUACACUGGUGUGUGAAUUGUGUGGCGGACGUUAUCGCUCGACAAAAGAACUAAACGAUCAUAUACGCAGACAUACGGGUGAAAAGCCAUUUGCUUGCAAUUUAUGUGAUCGACGUUUCACAUCGAAAUCUUUAUUGGGCGAACAUAUGGCGUGUCAUGAAACGGAACGUAAACAUGUAUGUGAAGUAUGUGGUAAGGGCUUUAAUCGUCCCAAGGCAUUAUACCAUCAUAAACAUUUACAUUUGGAAGUAAAAAAAUUUGUGUGUAAAAUAUGUGGUGCUGCAUAUGCUCAGUGUGCAGGAUUAUCAGCUCAUAUGCGUAAACAUAAGGAAAAGGCAAAUAUGUCAACAGAUUUCCCUAGAAAUGAUGAUAUUAUUUUCUAGUAUAUAAAGUAUACUAAACUAAAAUAUUUAUUAAUCCAUAUAAACGGAAUUUUUAAACAAAAACUGUACUUCUUAAAA
Lucilia cuprina (Australian sheep blowfly) is the source of this 1254-nucleotide messenger RNA. Its product is annotated as zinc finger protein OZF-like. Lineage: Eukaryota; Metazoa; Arthropoda; Insecta; Diptera; Calliphoridae. Gene Ontology annotation, molecular function: DNA-binding transcription activator activity, RNA polymerase II-specific; RNA polymerase II cis-regulatory region sequence-specific DNA binding. The coding region runs from base 16 to 1176 and encodes 386 amino acids. Gene Ontology annotation, cellular component: nucleus. The record is from RefSeq and is a predicted model, not a curated record. Gene Ontology annotation, biological process: regulation of transcription by RNA polymerase II. The transcript is spliced from 2 exons.